Molecule: messenger RNA, 1040 nt
Organism: Myripristis murdjan (pinecone soldierfish)
Lineage: Eukaryota; Metazoa; Chordata; Actinopteri; Holocentriformes; Holocentridae
Product: tryptase-like
Exons: 5
Coding region: 13-825 (270 amino acids)
Biological process (GO): proteolysis
Molecular function (GO): serine-type endopeptidase activity
Source: RefSeq, a predicted model, not a curated record
UCUGUCACAGCCAUGUGUCUCUCUGGACUGCUGGCUGUGGUUUUGCUGGCCCAGAACACUGGAGGUGUGUUUGGAGACAAGGCAUGGAGCUACAUUGUGGGAGGGGAGGAUGCUCAAGAGGGCGCCUGGCCGUGGAUGGCUCACCUCAACCUGAGCGACGGCACAGUCAGGUGGCGCUGCGGUGGCUCCCUCCUGACUGAUCAGUGGGUGCUGACAGCUGCAAGAUGUGUGGACCAACGGAGCAACAUUCUAAUGAGAAAAUCAAUGAUUUGGCUUGGCUCGCACAAACUGAGGGGGCCAUCCAAAUUUUUCCGAGGCAUUUCAAGAGUGGUCAUCCACCCGUACUACCGGGUCCAGGCCAGCGGCUACCUGAACGACAUCGCCAUGCUUAAGAUGUCCAAAAAGGUCACCUUCUCAGCGAAAGUUGCUAAUGUUUCUCUAAGCACCGUCGAGGACACCUUUGAUUCAUCAUCCGAGUGUUGGCUCACUGGCUGGGGCAACAUUGGGAAAAACAUCCCACUGCCAGGUGAAGAAACCCUGCAGCAGCUGAAGAUUCCCAUUAUAGAUCAAAGUGAGUGCACGGCAGCAUAUCCUGGCCUGACUGAUGAGAUGAUGUGUGCGGGGUACAUGCAAAGCAGAAAGGACGGCUGUGAUGGAGAUUACGGCGGGCCCCUUGUCUGUCGUACAACUAGUGGUUUUGUGCAGGUGGGCGUCUUGAGUUAUGGGGCUUCUGGAGGUUGUGCCCUUGCAGGUCUCCCGAGCGUCUACACCCGAGUGGCUCAGUACCUAGACUUCAUACGUGAAACCAUUGAGCGCUAUCCUUAGCCCUCAGCUGACCUGUAGACCGCUCAGAGGCUGAGCUGCAUGACGUGGACAUCUUUCACCGCUUCAGCUUCUCACUUGCAUCAAUAACUAGGAAAAUUCUCCUGUGGCUCAUUGUAAUUCUGCUGCAAUACCUUCCACUGUGUAAUGAUUUGCCAUAAAUAGUUAACAUCUGCUCUUUCAUUUAGCCCAAUUCAAGCUCCCAGCAAUAAAACCUU